UCGAAGCGUAGCCGUUGAAAUAGCACAUUCUUUUUAUUAUCAAGUCGUGCUAGACAUUCACACCAAGAAAAUCACCAGUUGUACCCAACUGCACAAACAGAACAACGUAUUUUGAUACCCGCAAUCCAAUCGUUCGCGGUCAUAUCGAGUCAAUUUCAUUAAAGAGUUUUGAAAGAAGCACAUACAUCUUUUUCGAAAUCACUUUAUUGCAAUCAACAUGCAUUCUAUGAUGGCAGCGGCAAGAUUUGUCUUGCUUGAGUACCAUCAUCACACCAACGAAACAACAGUGUUGAUCAACAGGAACGAUCCGAAUCGCGUUUCAACAUCAUUUCUUGUCACACUAUUACUACCAAUCCUGACCCUAGUAUAUCUGGAGCUCUCACGGGCAACCGUACCGACACCAAUUGCAGUGAAGAAGUACCCUGAGGUCCACUAUGCAGGUUAUAACGGCGAUGAAAUCGCUAUUGUUAAAACUGUCCAAGUUGCGCAUGCUCCCUCGACUUGUACCAAAAAAUUAAUUUGGGUGGCAAGCGGGCCACAUUUGGGAUCACGACCAAAAUUAAGUGACAUAUCCAAGCUCAAGAUCAUGUUUCCAGCAACCAACACUACCCCGCCACUUACUCGAGCCGUUCGGCGAACAAGCAUGAGUCCAGUACGAGCGUCAUUCGAUCCGCCACUACCACCCCCUACAGAUGCCCAGCUCCACGAAGAAUGCUUAAGGAAGCUGGUGGAAGAGACUCUGACGUAUGUUCAAUCGAAUCAGCCACGAACGGAAGCACUGCAUCGCUUGAUACCUAAAUUGGAGCAAUUUUCAGAAUGGAAUUCGGUACGCGCCAUAAACGGCCAAACUUCCACAGCUUUGAUUGAAGCACCCUUUUAACACACUUCUUUACCACGCACUCCACUCUUUGGGGCUAAACCAUGCUUUUUUUGAAUAUAUUAUUUGUAAAUUUUUUCGAAUUCAGUGUAGCGAAAGGCUGACAAAGCAGCAGCACUUUCGCUGUUCCGAUACUUUUGUACAGAACGAACAUGAACCGUAGCCACGUGUAAGUUGACCAUUUUCAAUGUACUAGUUAUCCAAAUUGCCAUGUAGACCAUGGCAUUGCAUUACCAAUAAGUCUAUAAAAAAGAAGAAAUUCUCUUUUUGUUAUUUUUUUGGGUGAUU
Molecule: messenger RNA, 1165 nt
Organism: Umbelopsis ramanniana AG
Lineage: Eukaryota; Fungi; Mucoromycota; Umbelopsidomycetes; Umbelopsidales; Umbelopsidaceae
Exons: 1
Coding region: 218-880 (220 amino acids)
Source: RefSeq, a predicted model, not a curated record